Messenger RNA from Ctenopharyngodon idella (grass carp), 4214 nucleotides. RefSeq lists its product as uncharacterized. Gene Ontology annotation, molecular function: zinc ion binding. NCBI's taxonomy places the organism in Eukaryota, Metazoa, Chordata, Actinopteri, Cypriniformes, Xenocyprididae. The record is from RefSeq and is a predicted model, not a curated record. Bases 484 to 2826 code for a protein of 780 amino acids. The transcript has 18 exons.
AAGUUUAUUGUGACAAAAGAUUGAAACUGAAGAUUCUUCUCUAUUCAGUGUCUCCAUCUAGUGGUUGUAUUUAAAAAAUAAAAAUAAAACACGCGCGCACACGCACACGCGCGCGCGCGCACUCGUAGCCUUACGUUUACACAGUAGCCUCGAAUCUUACUACGCUUUUUAACUGAGGUUUUUUUUUUUUUUUGCCUUUUUAUGUCUGCGCGUAAGACUAUUUCUAAAUAACUAUAUUUUAAUACGCAGUGAAAUUAUGACAAACGUGCACUUUGAACAAACAUUUCAAGCUGUAAAAUAGACCAAAGGUCAGAAUUCUUUGAACGUGUCCUGCCACUUUACUAUGAAACACACAACGGAUUGUCAUCAGAUUUUACAAGACGCUACUUUUCUAAUUCGAGUAGGUCUUUGAUAAACACCAUCUGUUAAUCAACAACAUCAAGAUAAAUCUUUUGCAGUGUCUUAGAACGUGUUGUAAGCAAAAUGGCAGAGGCUAUACUCGGAGAUCACGACCAGUACAGCUGCUCGAUAUGUUUGGACUUGCUGAACGAUCCCGUGACAAUUCCUUGUGGACACAGUUACUGUAUGAGCUGUAUCAAUGAAUGCUGGAAUACAACAGAUCAGAAAGCGACCUAUAAAUGUCCACAGUGCAGACAUACCUUCAAACCAAAGCCUCCACUCAACAGAAAUACAAUACUUGCUGAAAUAAUGGAGAAACUGAGGAGCACAAAGCUACAAGUGUCAGAAGCUCAAAGUCUUGCUGGACCUGGAGAGAUUGCGUGUGAUUUCUGCUCUGGAGAAGUGUUCAAAGCGGUCAAGUCUUGUCUGGAGUGUCGAGCCUCUUACUGUGAAACACACUUAUAUCCACACUAUAACGUUCCAGCCCUGAAGAAACACAAGCUGGUGAAAGCUACCGUCAUGCCAAUAUGCUCCAAACAUGACAAGCUCCUUGAGGUUUACUGUAGAACAGACCAGAUUUGUGUCUGCAUGCACUGCUUAAUGGAUGACCAUAAGGGUCAUGACACAGUGCCGUCUACAACAGAGCGCAAUGAGAAACAGAUGAAACUCACAGACACUCAUACAAAAGUCAAGCAGACAAUCCAGGCAAAAGAAAAAGAGCUGCAAAAAAUGAAAAUGGACAUCACAUCCCAUUCAGAUUCUGCAAAGGAUGCUGUGAAGAACAGUAAGAGAGUCUUCACUGAAUUAGUCAAACUUAUUGAGAAAAAAAGUAAUGAAGUAAUUGAAAAGAUAAAAGCUCAAGAAAAGGCUGAUCUGGACCAAGGUGCAAAACUACAAGAUAAGCUGGAGGAGGAAAUCACUGAGCUGAAGAAGAGGGAAGGAGUCCUAGAUACACUUCUACAGACAGAUGACAACAUCCAAUUUCUUCAGAAUUAUGAGUCUAUGUCCUCUUCAUCUGAAUCUGAUGAGUUCCCCAGUCUCUCAUUUCAGCCGAGCUGCUCAUUUGACGACAUAAACAAACUUGUAUGUGAACUUACUGGGAGACUGGAGACUACUUGUAUGCAGGAAAUAAACAAAACAAUUAAUAAAGUUUCAGAUUUGUCAACAAAGAGGCCUCCAUCUGAUAUUGCAGUUGGAGACAGAGUCCGCGUGAAGCCGUCUGUUGUUAUUCCAACACAAAAAUGGGGAUCAGUUACUCACAUUAGUAUUGGUGUUGUCAAAAAAAUUCAGGGUGAGCUUUUGACUGUAGAUUUCCCCGAACAAAAAAACUGGACUGGUGUAGUUUCAGAAAUGGAGCGUGUGACCAGUGCUGGUUCAGAUUUAUUAACAAAGAACGCUUCAGUCGACAUCAAGGUUGGAGACAGAGUCAGAGUAAAACCCUCCAUAACUACCCCAAAACAUAACUGGGGUAGAAAUGUCACACAUAAGAGUGUGGGUGUGGUAAAAGACAUUAAAGGUGAUGACAGUCUGGUUGUUGACUUCCCUGGACAUGCAAACUGGAAAGGAAUGCUCUCUGAAAUGGAGCGAGUAACUAAUGAUGAUGAGAUGGGAGCUUCAAGUCUAGACUCCAUUAUUAAGAUUGGAGACAAAGUCCGUGUGAAGCCAUCUGUUGUUACUCCAACACACAAAUGGGGAGCAGUCACUCACAAAAGCAUUGGUGUUGUUAAAAAAAUUCAGGGUGAAUCUUUGACUGUAGAUUUCCCUGAACAAAAAAACUGGACUGGUAUAGUUUCAGAAAUGGAGACUGUGGCCAGCGCUAGUUCAGGAUCUUCAGGUCUGGAGUCCAGUAUUAAGAUUGGAGACAAAGUCCGUGUGAAGCCGUCUGUUGUUACUCCAACACACAAAUGGGGAGCAGUCACUCACAAAAGCAUUGGUGUUGUUAAAAAAGUUCAGGGUGAGUCUUUGAUUGUAGAUUUCCCUGGGCAUAAAAACUGGAAUGGUAUAAUUUCAGAAAUGGAGCUUGUGACUGACACUUGUACAGUUGACAUCCAGGUUGGAGACAGAGUCAGAGUGAAACCUUCCAUAACUACCCCAAAACAUAAGUGGGGCAGUGCCACGCACAAGAGUGUGGGUGUGGUAAAAGAAGUUCAGGGUGAGUCUUUGAUUGUAAAUUUCCCUGAGCAUAAAAACUGGAGAGGUAUAAUUUCAGAAAUGAAGCUUGUGACCGGCGCUUGUACAGCUGACAUCCAGGUUGGAGACAGAGUCAGAGUGAAACCUUCCAUAACUACCCCAAAAUAUAAGUGGGGCAGUGCCACAAACAAGAGUGUGGGUGUGGUAAAAGAUAUCAAUGUGAUUGUGGAUUUCCCGGAACACAAAGGCUGGAAAGGGAUUUUCUCUGAAAUGGAAUUGAUAGCUGAUUCAGGCUGACGUUUCAGGAUCCUCAUGAUGAUGUGACUGUGGACUUCCCUGCUUUUGCUUUUGUGACUGAGUUUUGGUCACAGAAACUUGCCUGUCUUUUUUUUUUUUUUGUAAGUUUGUAGUCAUGUGUCUCUUUCAGAUAAUUCAUUUUUCAUCUGUCUUACAGUCCUGAACACAUGAGAGUUAUUCGAUUAGACUUGCAGAAAUAAUCUUGUUCAUUGUGAUGUUUUAAAUUCAGUUUCGAAACCAAUCCUGUUCCUGUUCCUUUUUUUUUUUUUUUUUUUUUUUUUUUACUGUUCUUUACUUUGACUCAUGAUUGCAUAUUUUAUAAUAGACUAUAUAUAAUAGACUAUAUUAGCUACAUGGAUGCUGUAUUUAGAAAGAAGAGUAUAUUUUACAUUUCUUUCUUAAGAGUUAUAUAAGACAGACAUUGAUUGUAAAUUAUCAAUUGAAAUUUAUGUUCCAGCUCAGGGAAUGUGCACUCAGAAUUUUGUUUAUUCAGUUUUCAUUCAGUUUUAGCAAAUUAUUAAUUAAUUAUACAUUUAAUAAUAAUAAAAUAAAAUAUAAUUGAUAACAUAAUUUUUAAUAAUAAAAAUUCCCUGUCAAAAUACCAUAAUCAAAUGCAAAUAGUUUUGCUAUAUUACUAUUUUUGUCUUUUUUGUCUCUUCUCUUCUUCUACUUCUCCUCUGUACCUGCACCGCUCAGCACGACCGUCAUCCAGCGCGAAACACACGCAGAGUGAGAACCCGUUAUGUAGUGUUGUGAAUCAACUAAGUUGCUCCAAAGCUGUGUCUCUCACUUCUUUCCUUUUACCUAGAGUUGUUCCGAUUCCGAAACCAUAUCGGUGAGUACUGGAGUCAGUAUCCUGAAUCACCAUGGUACAUCUAUAAUAAGUGUUUAUUUUCGGACUAUUUUAGUCCAGCGGGUCGCCGCCGCUGUGGAGUAGCACAGGACCUGGGUGACUCGUCCAUAGUCAUAAACGGAGAGAAGUAGCGCCGGUUCCAAUGUUCUUCCGCAAGACGCAUGCAGUUCUGUUUAUUAACUGCUAGAGCGUGAAACAAAAACAGCAGCGCGACAAAUGAACUGCGUACCUGUAUAGUGCGUACGUGUGUCUCUGUUGUUAAAGUUUAUCGUUAAUCUGAUACUCAUUUUAACAAUCGGGAGUCAUGUAAACAUGACGUCACGUGCGUCUUUUCUGGUCAGUCGUCAUGGAAACAUGAAGCCCUGGCGUUUGGACCAGAGUGAAAACAAACGACAUAUCACUGUAUACCACCAGUAUGUGUGAAAACACUCACUGUGGCUUUUUAAAUGAAUUGUUAUUCAUUCCUAGAUUUAUAUCUGUUAUUUUUCAGUUGUGGCUGACUAUCAAACUAGACAAUAAAAGAAAGUUUAAUGUU